Messenger RNA from Rodentolepis nana, 1191 nucleotides. The record is from the annotation of a GenBank genome assembly. NCBI's taxonomy places the organism in Eukaryota, Metazoa, Platyhelminthes, Cestoda, Cyclophyllidea, Hymenolepididae.
AUGCUUCCUAAUUGGACAUCCUAUGUUCCAAUGAAGAAAUUUCGCAAAUCGCAAACUGAAUUGAAGUCAGCGUUUGUCUACAAUGCUCAGCACUUGUUCAAUAUAGCAAUUGCUCCUUCCACCUCUCAUCCAUCCCGCUUGCGUCUAUUCCCACGACCAGAAACGGCUCGGUGGUUAGGAUUCUCGAAUCUUACAACAUCCAGUGAUGCUCUCUGUCCAGCUUCAGCCCGUGGUCUGCCACCUCGACUUCGUUACGUUGGAAUGUUUCUUCUCGUGGAGGCUGUGAUUCGUAGUUAUGUCGAGAACCCUCACACUCCACCACCUCCACAAAGGCAGCACGAUCAUCUUCAUCAUCAACAACAACAACAACCAUUUCAGUCCCAACAAAUUGGUUAUGGAGCACCAAGUGCUGGCGAGGGGGAUUCCACACCAACCCCUACUCAAGGGGUUUCAGUGACGAGCACUUCUGACGAGUAUGGGUUGAGGGAGACUAUGGUGGAUGUGCUGACACAUCUCACUCAGUCGUGGUGGAUUCCUUCAGCAGCUUUUAUUUCUGCUUUACUUUCACUAAUAGUCACUCGCCCACUGGUAGAACUUCGUCAUUACUUCGAUCUGAUCAAACACCUCCUCCGUGUGAAAGACGAGUUGCAGUCAAUGCGAGUUUUAGCAGUGCUAUGUGGUCUUCAAGGUCCCGCAUGGCGACUUCGACCGAAUUUUCAAUCGGGGCGAAUGGAGAAUGAGACAAUAUUUGGAGACAUCCCAAUGGAUUCGAGUGAAGAACCUGUAGAUGACUCAUCCAGAUAUUAUCCUCCCCCAGAUUUUGACCACCCUGGAUUACUCUUUCUUCUCACCAAUGAAAACGGACCAGAAGGCAGAAGCACUUUGGAUUCGCGUAGAGCCUACCAAUGCAUGAAGUUCCUUGUUGAGCUGGCAUCGGAGAACACUGCUGUGGUGGAGGGUCUCUCGAGAUUCCCACAUCUCUGGGGCCCUGCAGUCGAGUGGCUGGAGUCCCUACUGGCGGAAUCUGACAAGACCAGCAGUCCCGUCUCUUCUCCUUUUGGUCGAUCCACUCCCUUGACUCGUCACUUGGAUCUCAUCGACUCAACUCCUCCUCCUCCUCCUACUGUGAAUGGAAGACUGAGAUCUGGCACAUACAGUGGACCCCCUUCCAAAAGCCGUAUGCUUUCAUGA